CCCAUGGCAGAGUACUCAGACUCGCACUUUGCCUUGGGCGCACAUGGAGGCGCCGAACUCGACCCGCGAAUCCAUGCCGCCGCCCCACACCAGGCCUACUCGUCCGGUGCACCGCCGCCGGCUGCCUCGCCGUCGCAGGCGAGCCACUCGUAUUAUGCUCCGGGCGCUGACGAGCCAUAUGCUGCAUACCGCCCAAGGCCAUCGCGGGGGCCGGCGCAUGUUCCUGAUGCCAAUCAAGAUCCCUACGCCAACGGCCAUAGCCGCGGCCUGCGCAUGCCGUACGGCCGCGGCGUCGACUCGUCCUCGGCCUCGGCCCAGCUCGCCUCCGGCACCGAUCCGCAGCACGAGUACGAGCACUACGCCAAGACCUCGGGCGCCGCCACCCGCCGCAUCUUUGACCCGCGCUCGGAUCGCGACCGCAUGCGUGAGAUGCAGCGGUUCCAGGCCGCAACCUCGGUCAACAACAAGCGCUACAACCCGGUGCUCCAGCGGUACGCCGACGACAGCGAGGAGCGCGCCGCCCGUGACGCCGAGUCCCGCCGCCGCUCGGCCCAGCUCCAGCGCCACGCGCGCGCCCCGCAGGCCGAGCUCGGCUCGGUUCGCGACCUCCAUGUCGGCAAGCUGAAGAACCCGCCUCGCCGCCGCGGCGCAGGCGCCGUCGGCCCGCCGCCAGACUCGGACAUCUUCAACCCGAAUCCUCUCCCGUACCGCCCGGGCAAGCGCCACUCGGAAAUCGACUACACCCGCGAGACCGAAGAGUGGUGGAACCUGAAGCGCGAUCCGCCGCCGCCGCCGCCUCGCCGCCCGCCCAACCCGUACUCGCGCGAGGCCAAGGAGCUGCUCGAGAAGAACCAGGGGACAAACAUGACCGACAUUCUCCAGCCUGAUCGCCACAAGACCAAGGCCAACAUGCUCCGCUCGCCCUCGCCCACCCACCACCGCGCCCCGCGCCGCUCACGUUCGCCAGGCUACUCGCUCGAGGGCGUCCACCCAGACCCAGCGAGCUCGUACACCUCGGACCUCCUCCGCCACGAGGCCCACAUUCCCUCUGCGCCCGAGGCCGCGCCUUCCGUCUCCAAUCUCUCAAACAUCGGCCUCGACCACACCUCGGAGCGCCGCCAACCGUCCAAGCGCGUCUUUGCCGACAACGUCCACCAUCGUACCUCGUACAACAUUGUCUCCGGCCACUCUUACGACGGCUCCGAUGGCCGCCCCAGGCUCUCCCGUCGCCCGCUCAAGCCCGAGAUGCAGGCCGGCAAGGGCGUCGCCAAGACCCUCGUCUACCGCGGGCCCGGCGAUCCCGGAUCCGACCCCGCCACAAACAACGGCGCCGGCUACUCGCUCACAGGCUCCAAGCGCCGCGGCUUUGCCCCGCACAUCUACGGUGAGACCGGGGCCGACAACUGGAAAGAGACCAAUCCCAAGUUUACCUUUAAGCGUUAUUAGUUCAUCUACCAUAACACCCUUGCUUGCCGA
This is a messenger RNA of Thecamonas trahens ATCC 50062, 1476 nucleotides long. RefSeq lists its product as uncharacterized. Bases 4 to 1446 code for a protein of 480 amino acids. The record is from RefSeq and is a predicted model, not a curated record. Lineage: Eukaryota; Apusomonadida; Apusomonadidae. The transcript has a single exon.